This is a messenger RNA of Styela clava, 1114 nucleotides long. RefSeq lists its product as uncharacterized. The record is from RefSeq and is a predicted model, not a curated record. Lineage: Eukaryota; Metazoa; Chordata; Ascidiacea; Stolidobranchia; Styelidae.
UAUAAACAAAACUAUAUAUGCUUGUAUAUACGAUAUAAGGUUUGCAUUAAAUUAUAUAAUAUAUGCAACAUGACAAUUCUAAUUUAUUUUCAACUGCUCGUGAUUUCUAUGCCAUUUCUUACCCCCGUGAUUUAUGGCCACAGGCAAAAUUGCCAGUAUCCACCCAGAGGAAACUACAUACAAUGGGAAAAGCUCGAAGGCAAAACGUUCUAUAAAUCUAUGAAUGGUGGUGAUGCAAUAUCUGCCGAUGUAGCUUGUGUGAAACUACAUAACUUUACUAAAGUAGAAGAUGGUGUCGAGGCGACGUUUGAAAAGUAUCUAUUCAGAUCACCUGACAAGUCCGAUGUUGUACCAAUACAUGCACGAAAAGUUAGACGUGGUUUUUACAUGCUUGAUGAGAGCACAGACUCAGCAAUGAUGCGUGGUAUAGUGAAAACAGAUGGCCCGAUAAACGAAAAAGCUGUGCGCGAAUAUAUCGAGGUGAUGUCCGCCGAUCCGCAAUUUUAUGUGACUGAUUAUAAGAAUUACUUCAUCGUUGUUCGAUGCUCUGAAGAAGGUCGAUGGUACGUGAAACCCUUCACUGAAAGCCCAGUACCUACUGCAGAAGAUGUUCUUCGUAUAUGGAGAGCUUUAUACAAGAAUGGAAUAGAUCAACCACUUUUCAUGUCACACUGCUCUAAUGUUCUUUAGGAUAUUGCUGCCGUCCAAACUUGCUUCUAGAGCAAUUUUAAAGCAGACAUAAUUAUAUCACUACAUAAAUAACUAUAUAUAUAUAUGUGGACAGAAAUGUAUUCAAAUCUGCGUUGUGUAUAGGAAUAUACAAUAUAUAUAGAACCAUAUGAAUGACUUUGUAUUCGAAAUAGACAUUUGCCCCAAUAAUCGCAGAAGUUAUAAAAUAGGAGAUAUCCGUUAUAUCUACACCCUUGUCAGCAUACCUAAAAAUAUCUAUUGGACUAGGUUGACUUUUAGUCAAAUAAUAUGCAGGUCAAUGCUGGUACAAAUAGAUUAUACGGAAUCUUAGCCAAUUGGCAAAAAGCAAUAUAUAUUAUUACACUAGUAGUGUUCAAAUCAGCCAUUCAUCUUUGCUAUUGAAAUGCAUUCUUUCAUAAGCCUA